Nanorana parkeri is the source of this 447-nucleotide messenger RNA. Its product is annotated as hepatic lectin-like. Gene Ontology annotation, molecular function: signaling receptor activity. Lineage: Eukaryota; Metazoa; Chordata; Amphibia; Anura; Dicroglossidae. Bases 1 to 447 code for a protein of 148 amino acids. The record is from RefSeq and is a predicted model, not a curated record. The transcript is spliced from 4 exons.
AUGCCGCCAUUCCUGUUCUUGAGUGAGCCCAUAAGUCAGAAGGAGGGGAAAGACCCGUGGACUUGUCGCUCCUGUGAGAACGGUUGGGUGGAAUUUGAAGGUCAUUGUUAUUUCUUUUCCGGCUUUGAACUAAAUUGGGCACAAGCUGAGAUGAUUUGUCUCAACAGAGGAAGUCAUCUGGUUAUAAUUAACAGUCAAGCAGAGCAGAAUUUUUUACAGAGUAAGACUAAUAGAAGAUAUUAUUGGAUUGGUCUGACAGAUUUGGAGACGGAAGGUACAUUUAAGUGGAUUGAUGGCACAGGGUUAUCCUACACAUCUUGGCGCAAUGGAGAGCCAAAUGAUGGAUUAGGAAAAGAGGACUGUGCUCAUCUCUUUUCAGAAGGAAAAUGGAAUGAUUAUCCCUGCAAUAGUAAUAGUUCUGCCAUCUGUGAGAAGAAUCUGAUAUGA